Molecule: messenger RNA, 468 nt
Organism: Pediculus humanus corporis (human body louse)
Lineage: Eukaryota; Metazoa; Arthropoda; Insecta; Psocodea; Pediculidae
Exons: 3
Coding region: 1-468 (155 amino acids)
Source: RefSeq, a predicted model, not a curated record
AUGAUUUUCUUAUUCGUUUCCGGUCAGACGACAACGGGAACUUCGCCGCCACUCGGAACGAGCGUAAGUUCUUUAAGCCCUGGAAGCAGUAGCGCCGGAGUUGCACCCGGAGCGAUUUCUCCUAAUGGAAGCACGGCGGCGGCGGCGGCGGCUCCCGGUCCAGGUUCGACCGCAAGCGGGACGUCAUGCUGCGAAAAUGGCAAACCGACUAUUACGGAUCCCGUAUCGGGACAAACCGUUUGUUCUUGCCAAUACGAUUCGGCAAGAUUGACUUUAUCAUAUCCGAGAUUGCCGACGUCUGGAGUCGGCGUUUACGGUGCCCCGUAUCCAUCGACGGACCAAAAUCCUUAUCCUAGCAUUGGAGUAGACAGUUCUGCGUUUUAUUCACCUUUGUUUGUUUUACUUUUAAUAAUUGUUACUUUUGUUAUUUUUCUUAACAUUAAUUUUUUUUUCUUUUGCGGAAAGUGA